AUGAAUCUCUUCAAAAACCUGCUGGGACGGGUCUGGCACGAUCCUAACGCUGCCGAAGUCGUGAAGAUCUCGUCAGGCCAGCUCUAUCUCAUCCGACCAGGCAGCAUACGCUCAUCUCGCGAAUGCAUAUAUAAUGAUGCCAUGGCGACUAUUCGCCGCAUUCCAAGUGCUGAACAUAAUUUCCAUCUAGUGAUCACCAGGGUAUAUGAAGAGGGAGAUCAGGAGCUGCUAGAAGAUGAAGACGAAACUGAUGAAGAACGCUCUUUUCUCAUCGGAGAUGAACUAGAGUUUCGCUCGGGAGAGACCGAUGGCGAACCUACGUUUAUCUGGAGGGACCUCGAAGGAGACGUAGACGAGUUCUACGAAUAUGUGGCUACGAACACGAAUGCCCCGAUGAAGGUGUUCUUUGAGACAUGCAUGUAUCGGGCCAUGUAUGAGCGAAAGUAUAAAGUCAACGGGGACAACAUCUCAGAGAAGGAACUAGAGGAGUUCAUAUGGAAGCCAAAGUCGAAGGCACCUGCUUCAAAGAAGCAUGAGACACACGACAAUUCCCCUGCGACUUCUACACCCGUUGUCUCCCAGGCAAUCGCUAAGGGCAAAGCGAAGGCCGACGCCGUUAGCAAGGAGCCUACUACCACGCUUUUCUCCUCCGAGGCUGAGUUGUGGUUGUGGUGUCCUGAUGAAGUCCAAGAUGACGGUACUAUUGGGGUGUUCUUUAAUCAGGGGAUCGUCAUUGCCGAAAUCAUUCAACGCAAAGGCCAAUACAAGUUUUGGUUGACGGCCAAGACAGACGAUGACAUUCUCCUCGCCCAUGAAAUUUCUGCAGAUAUGAACCAUAGAUCGUCGACAAAGAUGUUUUCUCUUACUUGGAAUCAUUGGGAUGGCGAGGAGUCUUCAAGCUGGCUGGUCAAGUUCCCUCCCGAUCCGGAGCUUUAUAAUACUUUCCUCGAGCUAUUCCUUCAGGCACUCUGGGAAACUAAAUUCCAGAGCCCAUUCUCAAAACAGAAGGCGGAAGAUCAAAGGUACAUCUUUAGUGCCGACGAAGACGUUGUCAUGAUCGACAUUGAAGAUGAAGAGGACGAAGAGGAAGAGGUAUUGUCUGAACUAGAGCCUGAAGAUGACUACGGAUCUGAAGGCGAAGAAGAAGAGGAUGAUGUACCUUCUGAACUCCCAGGCGAGAAGAACUCGAUGCUCAUGGUCGGAUACAAAGGAGACCGUUCGUACGUCUUGCGAGGCAACAAGAUUGGGGUCUUCAACCAUACUGCCGACCACAAUGUGAAAUAUCAUCUAUCGAUUGGCAAUAUAAGUACCACGGGGGGGAAGGCGUUUACACCUAAACAUGUUAUGCUCCACGAACAAGACUCGAAGAUGAUUCUGAUGAAUCCUGCGGACCCCAAUUCCUUGUACAACAUGGACAUUGAGCGCGGCAAAGUCGUGGAAGAGUGGAAGAUUCACGACGACGUCACAGUUUCCCACAUCGCCCCCGAUAGCAAAUUCGCUCAGACUACUCACGAGCAAACACUUGUGGGUGCGUCGCACAAUGCGCUGUUCCGCAUCGAUCCUCGAGUUUCUGGCAAAAAGUUGGUCGACAGUCAGUAUAAGCAGUAUGCGGGGAAGAACAAGUUCUCAGGCGUCGCCACGACCGCGGCAGGGAAGAUUGCGGUUGCAAGCGAGAAGGGUGAUAUACGGCUCUUUGAUUCGAUCGGAAAGAACGCGAAGACGGCACUGCCUCCGCUGGGUGACCCUAUCCUUGGUAUUGAUGUGACGGCCGACGGACGGUGGAUUGUGGCGACGACGAAGACAUAUUUGUUGUUAAUUGAUACGCUUAUCGGGGAGGGGAGAUGGCAGGGUAGCCUCGGGUUUGAUCGGAGUUUCCCCGCAACCUCCAAGCCGAUACCUAGACGGCUCCAGCUGAGGAGCGAGCAUGUGGCCUAUAUGAACCAUGACGUUUCGUUCACGCCGGCGAGGUUCAACCAGGGCGAGGGACAGUCCGAAAACGCGAUCGUGACUUCGACUGGACAGUACAUUGUUGCAUGGGACUUUUCAAAAGUCAAGAAAGGCAUGCUGGAUAGAUACGAGAUCAAGAAGUACGAAGACUUGGUGGUGCAAGACAACUUUAAGUUUGGCGACGAUAAGGAGAUUAUUGUGGCGUUACAGAAUAACGUGCUAGCUGUGAACAAGAAGAGCCUGAGAAAGCCUACUCGGUACUCGUUAUCCGGACAAGUGGCCAGUGCGCGAGGACAUUCGAACAUUGUCAAUGCUCCGUACUGA
Desarmillaria tabescens is the source of this 2271-nucleotide messenger RNA. Its product is annotated as VID27 cytoplasmic protein-domain-containing protein. Gene Ontology annotation, cellular component: cytoplasm; nucleus. The coding region runs from base 1 to 2271 and encodes 756 amino acids. The transcript has 12 exons. The record is from RefSeq and is a predicted model, not a curated record. NCBI's taxonomy places the organism in Eukaryota, Fungi, Basidiomycota, Agaricomycetes, Agaricales, Physalacriaceae.